ACGCACAUCUUCCCAAACUUUCUGACAGAAUUUCUAGUUGUACUUGUGUUGGAGACAAAAGGAACGAGAAUGAGUUUCAGGGAGAGUCUGUUGUUCCUGACUGUGGCCGUGGUCCUAGUCUGUGGUCAGAGGAGACGCCCUGCAAAAGAAGAGUGGAACUACCGUGAUGGUGCUGAGAAAGUAAACAUGCGAGGAGUUGCAAACUUGACUCAGGUCCUGGAUGAUUGGAGGUUUGAUAUCCUGAACCAAAUAAAGGGACUUCUACAAAAUGACCACCAGUCCUUGCUGCCAGACUACUCCAGGAUCCAACCUCUCUCUGAGGCUUUGGAUGACUUGUACAAGGAGUUCAAUGCCCUGAAAGCACAUCUAGGUGAGCUGACCGAAAAGUUUGUACCACUGGAGACCUACAUUGAUGAACUGAAGACAGAGAGGGCCAAUGCGAACGCAUCACCUACCAGUCCAGUGCGCAGAAGGGUCAUUAAGAAGAAGAUUCUUGGCUCCUAAAUGUCCUGAGCUUUGGAAUGGAGCUGGUACUCUCCUGACGCAAAUGGCUAUGAUGUAGAUUUGCUUAGAUUCUAUUUCCUUGGCCUUUGGCCAUCUUGUUAUUGCAUGUUGCUGGGAAACAGGUAAUGAACAAUAUGCUGAACAUGGUGAAUGUCCCCCUCUGUGGUUUGGGCUAUAUUUGAAAGUAGCGAUUUAUAAUAAUGGACAUAGUUGCAACAGGACUGACUUUAUUUUUAGUAUACCUUGCAUCACUCCUAAACAAAAUAAAUUAUUUUAAGUAUGCCUUUGUUUUUCAACAUAAGAGCAUUGCAUUUCACUGACAAUAUUAAUCCUGUACUCGGAAUUAUUCAGUUUGAGUAAAUUUAAAUAUUCAUGAUUGUCAGUGUAGUUAUAUUUGGUAUUUGCAGCACUCACAAUGAUCAGUGACUCAUGCAGGUGUAAACUAAUUAUGUACAAACUAAGAACAUUCCAAGCACACAAUAAACUGUGUUUUUUCAUUGUGUAUUUAUGCGUAUAAUCUGAUGAACAUGGUAAUUAGAGGCUUAAAUUCUCUUGCAGUCUCAUGUAAGCUAUAAUAAAUUCAGUCUGUUGUCUUCACUCCUAAGUUUCGGUGUGUUAGCUGACUUAAGACAUAAUUAGAUUUCUGCAUAAUAGUGUGAUGUUUAUUUAGUGUAAUAGUCAACUGUGCAUGCUUUCAUCAAUCCAAGUCCUUGUCUUAUCCCUGUUUCUCAGCAUCUCUCAACACAUUUUAUGAGAAGCGCUUAUUUUCACUUUCUGGUGAAAAAAAAAAAAAUUAUAUACAUGUGUGUGUAUGUAUAUAUAUAUAUAUAUAUAGAUAUAUAUAUAUAUAUAUAUAUAUAUGUAUGUAUAUUUCAUGUUAUGUACUGUGCAUUUGUAUGUGUUAAUAUGUGCUUAAAAUAUCUUAAAUGAUUCUUUACGGUUUACCUAAACUGCUUUUCUGUUUUGUUCCCAGCUGUAAA
Molecule: messenger RNA, 1484 nt
Organism: Myxocyprinus asiaticus (Chinese sucker)
Lineage: Eukaryota; Metazoa; Chordata; Actinopteri; Cypriniformes; Catostomidae
Exons: 4
Coding region: 70-504 (144 amino acids)
Source: RefSeq, a predicted model, not a curated record